This is a messenger RNA of Necator americanus (New World hookworm), 414 nucleotides long. RefSeq lists its product as uncharacterized. Lineage: Eukaryota; Metazoa; Nematoda; Chromadorea; Rhabditida; Ancylostomatidae. The transcript is spliced from 4 exons. The coding region runs from base 1 to 414 and encodes 137 amino acids. The record is from RefSeq and is a predicted model, not a curated record.
AUGCUUUGGUCCCUUGCCGGUUUAAUUUUGCUGACGUUGUUGGCUCUUCCAACAUCCUCGUUAACUCCAAAAGAAACGUGCGACCUAUGUCAAAUUGCGUUACGCACUGUAUUCGGUCAUUUUGGAGGUAAUAUUCCGAGCAGAAGAAAACUCGUCCAUCAACUCAAACAUGAAUGUAAACGACAUUUCAAUUAUCGUCGACGAUGUCUUCUGCUCAUGAAGGUGAACUCUGAUUUGAUAUUCCGAGAAAUGACGGAUGGAUCUUUCAAACCUAUGGAGGUCUGCCUCAUAAUGAGGGAAUGUAAUCCGCAUGAUUCACCACUGGAACCGGAAAUGAUCGACAAAUCUGGACAACCUGAAGCAUUUGCUCUUGUAUCAUCUUCCGAUGAUAACUAUGAUACGUCCGAGGAAUGA